AUGAACUCGAGCCAAUCUGCUCUGGUCGAGAGUCUGAUUAUGAGCAAUGCUGAGCGAGGAAUCACCGAGGCUUUGGCAUCGGUGGAGGCAAAUUCGUUUGUUCAGCAGCUUCUUCGCAAUAUCAGGCCAUGCAUUCCAGACCUUACGCAUGUCGGAAUGGAAAGACUGCAUGGAGAGAAUGAGGCUCUUCUUAGCCUGCUUACUUUGUCCUUUGAUACUUUGAGUAAGCAUAAUCUGACCAAGGACUCGACUGGAAGCUAUGACAUGAUGGAGCUCGACGAUGAAUUCGAAUCCCAAAGCAGCCGUGCCAUAACCUUGACUACCGCGAUCUCUCUUCCUCGCUCUGUCCAUCAAGUAUGCCUAAGCCCGCCAUGCUUUGACGCCGAUACUCGUUGUCGACUCAAUUUGAUUGUCGCCUCGCAGCGCGAGGACAGUCAGGUCGGCCUUGUGCCGGACGUCUUCAUCGACGAGUUGGUCAGGAUGUCGGAUGACGAGCUGUUGUCGUGCUACACGCUCUUGGUCGAGCUGUUCCGUUCUGAUAUGGUCACCAGCCCGGAUCGAGCAUUGUCAAUUAUACAGAGGCUAGGAGAGGUCGUUGGUAGCAAUGAAUAUAGGUGCUGCGAAGUGGCCCUUACCACCUGCAUCGAGGUGGUUCACGGGCUGUCUAGCAUGUGGCUCAACGACAGCGGUGAAUUGGCAAACAGUGUUGGCGACUUGUACCACUACUUCAUCCAUACUUGCCUUGAUGCCAACUUCUUCUCGCCGCGAAGCUUGAAAGCACUGUCCGAGUUGCUGUUCACCUUGCUGAAACUUCAGCCAGGUUAUGGUACAAGCCUGAAGCUAGAUUCUUGCCGAACAUCGCUGCUGUCCAUUCUCAGAGAAAGCUCUAUGAACGUCAAAUAUUUUGUAGCGGAAAGAAUUGCUGGGCUCUUUGAGCUGUAUAUUCUCAUGCUGCACGAUGAGGUAUUCGUGGAUGUUCUUGGAAGUCUACCGGCGGAUCCAGAGAGCCAGGCAGGCAUCGCGUGCCGGCUGCUAGUGCUCUCUAACCUGGCACAGAGAUGGCCAACUUUGCUAAGGCGAUGUACAUAUCAUAUUUUCGAGACGCCGGGCAAGAUAUCCUCGGUUUCGGAACACGCACGCCGCUGCAUCGCGGAUAUCUCUCGCUCACUGGGUUUGGCAUCGCCGAAGGAGCUCUUUGGCCUAUUUACUCGGCAGCUUCUAUAUACUUGGAUGGAGAAUGAUUCGGUAGAGGAUAUUCCAUACGCGAUUUUUGGGUUCGAGUCUCUAGGCGAACUCUUGACGACUGCGCAGUCUGAUGCCGUUGGGCUGUCAACCAUGAGGGGCCAGGAUAGCGUUCGGACCGAAAUUGCAAGACAGAUUGGCAAGACAGAAGUCGAGCUGCUGCAGGCCAACUUCGCCGCAAGCAUCAGCUACAGUACAGUCUUUACCGCUGCAUUUGAACCGUUAAGCAAAGACAACGGCGAGGCUAAGAUAAAGAAGAAGAUGGGAAACAAACUGUUUACGGAAAGUAUAUACAUCAAUUUCGUGGACAUUGCCGCUUUUUUCUUCGACAUCAUCGACCAAGAAGACGCCGUGGAGAAAGUCUUUGCAAGAAGUGAAGAGCUUGCAUACGCUGCUAAAAUUUACAAGGGAAUUACCGGAAUAGCGCGAUCGGAUACAAAACUGCCCCCCAACCAACAACCGAUGUUCAGAUCAAAGUACGUCAUUCAUGAGCUAGCUCGUCUGUGUCAGGGCACGGAGUUCUUGUUUAACGAACUAUGGACUCCUGCAUUGGUCGUUUCUAUCGCCAGGAAGCUCUUCAACACGGUUCAUCCAGCCUUGGGGUCGCUGCAUGCUUGCUCUGUCUUGAGAAAAGUGCGAAUUUUGAUCUGCCUGGCAGGACCGGUGGCACUCGAAUCAUACUGUUUGGAGAUGUUGCUGAAUUCCGUGCGAACAUUUAUCACGGACUCGGAGUGUGCUGAUGAUGCUCUGGGAAUCAGCCAGUAUUUACUGGAAAAGGGAGCCUCUUAUCUUCAAGAAACACCCUCCUUCUUGGCGGGCUAUUCUUUAUCGACCCUGGCUUCUCUUCGAGUUUUUCUCGAAUCCAGUCAGUCAAGCACCACCCAGGAAAGCCAAUUUAAAGCCACGAUGAGUAAAGCCACAAAGUUCCACGAAUGGCUGGCGGGUUAUUUGGAUAGCUACACAUCAACGGCGUUUAGGAAUGAAUCGCAGAAGGCGUCAUUCAAGUCCAUCACAAGCUCGGCCGCUCGCAUUCGGUCAUCAGGCAACGCGGAGCAGAGUACCUUUGAAAGCAAGUUGCUGCUCGAUAUCUUGCAAGAUGGCAAUGCAAAGCAUGAGCUACUCAAUGAACCAUCCCGAGAGCUGGCGAUGGGACUAUUAUGUGGCGAUUUCACCGUACCCGAGCAUGCAAGCAAUGAUAUCAUCAGCUCAGACAGCGAUGCCGUACAGCAUGCAAGUGCCGUGUGGAAGAGCUGUAAUACAAAAGAUCUGAGUGAGAACUAUUUAUCGUGGGCAGGAAGAGUGGUUGGAAGAGCCUUUGCUGCUUCUGGAGACAUUCCAGAGGGUAUUGUUGCCGAGUCCGAGGUGGCAACAUAUGGCAAAAUUGCUCCUGGGCCAAACGGCUCGGAGAUGGGUCUAUUAAGCCUUCUUCAGAGUCUUACCUCCAACAGUGACACCUUGACAGCAGGUCUCGCCGAAUCUGUCUUGAGAGCCGCUAUAUCGAAAGCAAUGCUGCGAGAGGACGAGCCGCUUCUCAUUGCCUGUCAGCGGAGCUUGGCAGAGCCUGUGUACCUUACUUCGCAAUGGUCACUCUACCGUUCCCCACCCUCCGAGAAUCAGCAGGCACAGCCAAGUCAGGACGAGCAAUCAAUCUGGGACAGUAAUAUCACUUCGGAGUCUUGGCUCUCUGAUCUCAGCAUUUUAAUGGCGAACUCAGUUCCAGAUUCAGUCUUGCUCUCGGUACUGUCUCCUGUUUUGGCAAAGGUCAAAGGGUUUGCUGAAAAGGCAUUUCCGUUCAUUGUCCACCUGGUUCUCAUGUUCCAACUCGAGCAGCAGCAAUUUAUGAAGCGCUGCCUUUCCGCAGCACUUAAAACUUGGCUACAACCCAAUGUUUUCUCAGCGCGACCCAAAAUUGCGCUCUUGAUCAACACGCUGCUGUACCUUCGGACACAGGAGUACCCGAAGGAGGGCUCAAUAGGUGAUCGGCUACAUUGGCUGGAAAUCGACUACUCAACAGCAGCAACCGCCGCAACACACUGCGGUAUGUACAAAACCGCGCUCUUAUUCGCCGAGCUGGCGUCUAUUGAAACUGGCCGGCAAUCUAGACGUGCAUCUGCGGCCCGUGAGGUGGAUCUUAGCUCGACACUCUUGUCUAUUUUUGAGAAUAUUGAUGACCCUGAUGCAUACUAUGGUCUAUCUGAAGAGGCUAGCUUAUCAAAUGUUCUCUCGCGAAUUACAUAUGAAAACGACGGAAUGAAGAGCGUUGCUUUUCUUGGUGCGCAAUUUGACAGCGACAGUCGUCAGCGGAAUGGCUCCAGUACAGUCGAUGUACAAGCUCUUGUUGGCGCCUUGAGCACAAUCGGCCUAUCUGGCCUGUCUCAUUCUCUUCAGCAGACGCACCAAACAGUUGAUACGUCGCCCGCUGCUACAGAAAACACAUUUAAAGCCGCGCAGAGGUUGGAAAUGUGGAAUCUGCCGGCACCAAAAGACAGCGAGAGCUUUGCAGUUACAACUUACAAGGCAUACCAAGCUAUACACAACGCGACAGAGGUUGCCUCCGUCAGAAACGUUGUGUACGAAGGUUUCGCCAAGACGAUAGGCAGUGCCACUGGAACUAAUCGGCCCACCAUUGCCAUGCUCAGGAACAAACUUGGUGCCCUUGCUGCGUUGAGCGAACUGGACGACUUGAUGCAUGUUUCGCGCAGCGAUGAUUUGAAUGAUGCGCUUGGUGUGUUGCAGUUUCGUGGCGAUUGGAUGAAGCGUGGACGGUACGACGACGUGAGCAAUAUUCUGUCAUGUCGAGGUACGACGAUGAGUAUGCUGAGCCAACACUCCAACAUUCUUCACGAGGCAAGCUUAUCAACCGCUGUGAUGCGAAAAGCGGAGGUGGAGUCCCUGUUGAUGUCCUCUGCAUUGUAUCGAUUCCACGAAGCCAAGCAAGAAUCCCUCAAUAUCGCCACGUCACUCUCCAAACUCAUUCCUACUUGCCGAAGCCUGGACUUGCAUGUCGAUGCAUCCGUCAAUGUCGAGGUAGCCAACUCACUCUGGGAUCAGGGAGAAAUGAGUACUGCUAUUCAAAUGCUUCAGGCCAUCGACAGGGACUCAGUUCUGAACAAACAGGCGAUUCCAGUUACCAAAGCAGACUUGCUUGCAAAAAUUGGCGACAGAAUGUCUGUUGCUAGACGAGAGAAGCCUCGUGAUAUCCAAAAGAAAUAUUUAGAGCCGGCCUUGAAGGAGAUUGGCAGCACGAACUACGGGACGGAAGCUGGCUUGGUGUUCCAUCAGUUUGCACUUUUCUGUGACGGGCAGCUUCAAGACGCCGAUGGACUGGAGGAUCUGGAAAGACUUCAAAACUUGCGAAAAGCGAAGAGCGACGAGGUUUCCGAUCUGAAAGAACUGAUUGCCUCCACGAAAGAAAGCCAGCUACGGAAACGAUACGACUACGUCCUGGCCAAGGAGAAGCAAUGGCUGGAACUGGACGAACAAGAACUUCGCCGUGUUGAGCAAACAAGAGGCGAAUUUGUUCGUUUGAGUGUCGAAAACUAUCUACUCUCACUUAUAGCUUCUGAUGCCCAUAACAACGACGCACUGCGCUUCACAGCAUUGUGGCUAGAGCGCUCAGGAGAGGAGGGGACGAACAACGCCGUCGCUCGCUAUCUUUCCAAGGUUCCGACACGCAAGUUUGCGAACCUUAUGAACCAGCUCACAUCGAGACUGCAAUACACAGACAGCAAGUUCCAGAAGCUGUUGCUUGAGUUGGUCUAUAAUAUCUGCGUCGACCAUCCAUACCAUGGCAUGUAUCAAAUAUGGUCCGGCACAAAGGUUCGAGUACAAUCCAAGGAUGAAGUGGCCGUCCAGCGAGUCAAGGCCACAGAAAAAGUUGCGCAGCGGCUCGCAGCAACGAAGCCUGUCGCCAAUAUAUGGCUGUCCAUUGAAAAGACGAGCAAGUAUUACCACGGCUUGGCAGUGGACAGAGACACCAACAAGUACAAGGCGGGAGCGAAAUUUCCCCUGAAGGACUCGCAGGCUGGUUUGAACUUGGUAAUAGGGUUGGCUAAAUACCAUAUUCCACCGCCGACUAUGCAUGUCGAAAUUCGCAUUAGCAAAGACUACUCGACGGUUCCGACAAUUGCGAAGCUGGAACCGACCAUGACCAUCGCGGGCGGAGUCAGUGCGCCGAAAAUCAUCACUGCUAUCGGCACCGACGGCAAAAAGUACAAGCAGCUCGUCAAAGGAGGCCAUGAUGAUCUUCGCCAAGACGCCAUCAUGGAGCAAGUGUUUGCCGCGGUUUCCUCUCUGCUAAAGUAUCACCGCUCUGCACAGCAGCGCAACCUUGGUAUCCGGACGUAUAAGGUUCUGCCGCUGACUGCUUCGUCUGGCCUCAUUGAGUUUGUCCCGAACACGAUCCCGCUACAUGAAUUCCUCAUGCCUGCGCAUGAGAGAUACUAUCCGAAGGAUUUGAAGGGCUCACAUUGUCGUAAGGAGAUUUUCAACGUUCAAAAUAGGAACAUUGAUACGCGCAUUAGCACCUAUCGGAAGGUGACGGAUCGUUUCCACCCCGUUAUGAAGUAUUUCUUUAUGGAAUAUUUCGAGGAUCCAGACGAAUGGUACGCGAAACGUCUGGCCUACACCAGAACAACUGCAGCGAUCUCCAUGCUUGGCCACGUUCUCGGCCUCGGCGAUCGGCACGGCCACAAUAUUUUGCUCGAUACCAAGACAGGCGAGGUCGUCCACAUUGAUCUAGGUGUGGCAUUUGAAGCUGGCCGUAUCCUGCCCGUCCCUGAAUUGGUCCCGUUCCGCCUGACCAGAGACAUUAUCGACGGAAUGGGCAUCAGCAAGACGGAGGGCGUUUUUCGGCGCUGCUGCGAAUUCACUCUCGACGCGCUGCGCGAGGAGCAGUACUCCAUCAUGACGAUUUUGGACGUGCUGCGCUAUGAUCCACUGUAUACGUGGUCUAUCUCGCCGCUGCGGCUGGCGAAGCUGCAGAAGGCGAGAGAAAAAGAUGAAAACGCACCAUUGGUAGACGAUGCGGACGACCCGGACGAUAAGAAGAAUAAGGAAAACGGGCGCAACAAACGCAACGGCGGCACCGAGCAAAAGAACGUUAAUGAGCCGUCGGAAGCUGACCGUGCCUUGGAGGUGGUUAGGAAGAAGCUCUCCAAGGCACUCAGCGUGACAGCAACAGUCAACGACUUAAUCAAUCAGGCCACGGACGAGAGGAACUUGGCUGUAUUAUACUCUGGCUGGGCAGCAUAUGCUUAG
This is a messenger RNA of Akanthomyces muscarius, 6501 nucleotides long. RefSeq lists its product as uncharacterized. Gene Ontology annotation, molecular function: protein binding; protein serine/threonine kinase activity. Gene Ontology annotation, biological process: DNA repair. The record is from RefSeq and is a predicted model, not a curated record. The coding region runs from base 1 to 6501 and encodes 2166 amino acids. NCBI's taxonomy places the organism in Eukaryota, Fungi, Ascomycota, Sordariomycetes, Hypocreales, Cordycipitaceae. The transcript has a single exon.